UAUUUCAACUUCAAAUAAUCCAUUUGAUAUUCAACAAACUGGAAAUAAAAUGAAAGCUUACGAUCUCUUGUUAAGUAUACUAUUAAUUUUACAUCCUUUUUCCAAAGCGGAUCGCGGUACUGUGAGUGACCUGAGCGAUGACACCUUUGAGCUUUUGAUCUCUGGAGGACACAAGCCGGACAGCAAUAGAUACUCCCGGCAUGUGGUCUCUAUACGAACCCUCAAUUAUGUUGAGGUCCAGGGGGACAACCACUUUUGCAGCGGAACUCUGAUCAGCAGUCGGGCCGUUCUGACUGCUGCCCAUUGUGUGACGGAUCGUUACAAGGCCUCCAUGAAUCCAAGGGGUCUACGGGUCAUUUUCGGACAUGUGGACCGCCUGGCUUACUACACGGAAGACCACACCAGUCGUGUGGAUCAGAUUAUGGUGCAUCCGAAAUAUGAGCGGUACAAAUCCCAUGAUUUGGCCAUUCUCUGGCUAACAACAAGGAUUCCCAGCCAUAACCAUGAUGUGGUGCCGCUGCUGAUGCGUAAGAAAGCGAAUCUAACCGUUGGCAUCCACUGUAUUACUAUGGGCUGGGGUCAAAUUUAUCAGCAUGGCCCGUAUUCGGAUGAACUGCUCUAUAUGGAUGUAAUCAUUAGUAAUUCUUCUCGGUGCGACGAAAACAUUUCUGAUUUCAAUGAGGAGGAGAGCGUGUGCGUGAAGCCGAUGAAGGAAGGCGAGUACUGUGCCGGCGAUAUGGGCGGACCACUGAUAUGCCGGGGGGCUUUGGCCGGAAUCAUCGGCGGAAGCCUCGGCUGCGCCGGCGGCAAGGCCAUGAAGUUUGUCAGCUUUCUUAAAUACAGGAAAUGGAUAGUGGGCACUGUGCACGGAAUGACAGCCUCUAAACGACCUCUGUUUGUGUAUCUUCCAGCUUACUAUUGGAUAUUAACAAAUAUUCUACAUUGGCUUUGGAAAAUUCAAUGGGAGCUUUGAAUAUUAUCAUUCCCGUUUACU
This is a messenger RNA of Drosophila bipectinata, 994 nucleotides long. RefSeq names its product trypsin-3. NCBI's taxonomy places the organism in Eukaryota, Metazoa, Arthropoda, Insecta, Diptera, Drosophilidae. Gene Ontology annotation, molecular function: serine-type endopeptidase activity. The record is from RefSeq and is a predicted model, not a curated record. Gene Ontology annotation, biological process: proteolysis.